AUGGAUAUGGACAACAGCAUUGUCGGCUGGGAGAGUCACAGCGACCCCAAGAAUCCGCUCAACUUCACUCCGGCGCGGAAAUGGCUAACCACGAGUCUUCUUUCGGGCAUUGGUUUCAUGACUCCAUUCGCUUCUUCCAUCAUCGCCCCGGCGAUAUCGUCUAUCGAGGCGGAAUUCAACGUCACAAACAUCACUAAGGGCGCUAUACCCGUCAGUAUAUUCCUCUUGGGAUACGCAGUCGGACCUCUGUUUCUGUCGCCUCUUUCGGAGAUAUAUGGUCGGCAUAUUAUCAUGGUUCUCGCGAGUCUUUUCUUCUGUGUCUGGUUGAUUGGGUGUGCGCUUGCCCCGUCAAUAGAAACACUGAUCUUCUUCAGAUUCCUGUGUGGAGUUGGUGGAUCAGCCUCGCAGACUGUGGGAGGCGCUAUAGUUGCCGAUAUGUUCCCUGUCCAUGAACGGGGCAAGGCAAUGGCUGUGUGGAUGCUUGGGCCGAUAAUGGGCCCUUCUGUGGCGCCAGUGGUGGGAGGUUUCGUUUCCGAGAAGAUAGGCUGGCGUUGGUUGAAUUGGAUUACUCUAAUCCCAGCGACGGGGGUUGUCGUUGCAAUGGCAGUAUUCAACCACGAGACCAAUCAUCAAGUUCUCAUCGAAAGAAAGACAAUGCAACUGCGAAAAGAGCUGAAUCGACCUGGCUUGCAAAGCUGCUUCACAGAUGAUGCGUCGGUUCUCUCCAACCGGGAAAUUCUUGUCAGGGGUCUCGUCAGGCCUUUCCGACUGCUUUUCGGCUCGGCAAUUGUCUUCGGCGUCUCUCUCUACAUUGCUUUCGCGUAUGGCUGCCUCUAUUUGUUUUUCAAUACCAUCCCCACAGUCUUCGAGGGCACUUAUGGCUGGUCAACCGGUAUCACCGGUAUCGUCUACCUAGCCCUCUUGGUCGGGUACAGCAUCGGUGUGACCAUCUUCUUCACAUGCUCCGACAGAUCAAUCAUCCACAAGACCCGACUCAACAGUGGUGUAUACGAGGCCGAGAUGCGACUACCCAUAUGCAUCUACUGUGCUCCAUGUCUGCCAAUUGCAUUCUUCCUAUAUGGCUGGAGUAGCGAGAAGGGGGUCUUCUGGAUCGUGCCGGUGAUCGGACUGGUCUUUUUCGGCAUUGGCUUUGAAUGCGUCUGGCUGACGACUCAGGCCUAUAUUGUUGACGCGUACUCGCAGUAUUCCGCUAGUGCGCUUGCUGCCUUUGCGGUCAUGCGGAGCGUCGUGGCUGCUUUUUUGCCUCUUGCUGGCCCGCAGAUGUACCAUGCUAUGGGGAUUGGCUGGGGUAACUCACUCUUGGGUUUUAUUGCGUUGGCUCUCGUUCCGGUUCCGAUUCUGAUUUACAGAUUGGGCGCAAAAGUUAGAAGGGACGAAAAGUGGAAUCUCUGA
Penicillium olsonii is the source of this 1413-nucleotide messenger RNA. Lineage: Eukaryota; Fungi; Ascomycota; Eurotiomycetes; Eurotiales; Aspergillaceae. The record is from the annotation of a GenBank genome assembly.